AUGGUAACCCCACAGUCUAAUCUUCCCCCAGGUUUUAGGUUCCACCCUACUGAUGCAGAACUCAUUCUUCACUAUCUUAGAAAAAAAAUUGCCUCUAUUCCUUUACCUGUUUCCAUCAUUGCUGAAGUUGAUAUUUACAAAUUAGAUCCUUGGGAAUUACCAGCCAAGGCUUUGUUUGGUGAGAAAGAAUGGUAUUUUUUUAGUCCUAGAGAUAGAAAGUACCCAAAUGGUGCAAGGCCAAACAGGGCAGCUGCUUCAGGGUAUUGGAAAGCCACUGGAACUGAUAAGACAAUAGUUGCAUCAUUGCCAUGUGGAGGAAGGUCACAAGAGAAUAUUAUUGGUGUCAAAAAGGCACUUGUUUUUUACAAAGGAAAACCUCCAAAGGGCAUUAAAACUAAUUGGAUCAUGCAUGAAUAUCGCCUUGUUGAUAAUAAUAAACCAAUUAAACUCAAAGAUUCCUCCAUGAGGUUGGACGAUUGGGUAUUAUGCCGAAUUUAUAAUAAAUCAAAAUGCGCGUUAUCAUCAACGGAGUCAGAAUCAAUAAUAGGCGAAAUAGAACACGUGGACGAUACGUUAUUCAAAGAAACUCAUUUUCCAAUCACAAAGAACACAACACCUCCUCACCAAAACACACUCAUGUCACAAAAAUCAGUCUCUUUCUCAAACCUAUUAGAUGCUAUGGACUACUCCAUGUUAAGCAAUUUCUUAUCAGAAAACCAUUCCAACAAUCCAUCAGGAAUUGGAACAAGUUCAAACUUCAACAACACUGAAAACUUUAACCAACAACAACAAUCUUCCCAAAUCAACACCAACAACAAUUACAUGUCACAAAACAAGAAUCCUUUAAAGCACCAUCUUUCAAACAUAGAUGAGGACAACAACAUGUUAUUGUACCCAUCAAAGAAAUUCUUGAGCUCCUCUUGCAAUUUCUCUAACAUCAAUACACAAUAUGAAAGCUACCUCAUGAAGCAAUCUUUGAUGAAUCAACAAUUGGUUUUAGGUCCUCAUCAUCAAUAUCAAGGAUAA
This is a messenger RNA of Vicia faba (fava bean), 1026 nucleotides long. NCBI's taxonomy places the organism in Eukaryota, Viridiplantae, Streptophyta, Magnoliopsida, Fabales, Fabaceae. The record is from the annotation of a GenBank genome assembly.